Dictyostelium purpureum is the source of this 1914-nucleotide messenger RNA. RefSeq lists its product as uncharacterized. Lineage: Eukaryota; Evosea; Eumycetozoa; Dictyosteliales; Dictyosteliaceae. Bases 167 to 1759 code for a protein of 530 amino acids. Gene Ontology annotation, biological process: fatty acid metabolic process. The record is from RefSeq and is a predicted model, not a curated record. Gene Ontology annotation, molecular function: medium-chain fatty acid-CoA ligase activity. The transcript is spliced from 4 exons.
UAAUUAAUUAAAUAUUAUUUAUUUUUUUAUAACUUCAAUAAAAAAAAAAAAAAAAUUAAAUUAAUAAAACAAUAAUAUAAAAAUAAAUAAUAAAAAGAAUUACAGAUUAUGUAUUGUAUAUGUAUAUUAUAAUUAAUCAAAAAUUUUAAAAAACAAAUAAAAUAAAAUGCACAGAUUACCUUCACUACAAUUAUUUCAAAAUGCACUAAAAUACAAAAAUAGAAUUGCAAUUGUAAAUUAUCCACAUAAUAAUACACAGAGAUUUACAUAUAAUGAUUUAUUAAAUGAAUCAGCUGCAAUUUCAAAUCAAAUCACUUUUAAAAAGGAUGAUUUGGAACAAGACAGAGUUUCAUUUUUAUACCCACAAAGUUUUGAUUAUGUAAGAACUCAAUGGGGUAUUUGGAGAAGUGGAGGUGUAGCUGUACCAUUAUCAAUUUCACAUCCACCACACGAAUUGGAAUAUACAAUUACAAAUUCUAAAUCGUCAAUGGUUUUAACUAAUAAAGAAAAUUAUUCAAUGUUGGCAGAGAUUGGGAGAAAAGUUGGUGUUCAAGUAAUUGAAAUUCCAGAGAUUGGCAAUGGCUCACCCAAUAAAGAAGUUCAACAUAAAAUAAUGCCAUUUGAUAUUAAUAGAAAUGCACAAAUAAUCUAUACUAGUGGUACCACAUCAAGACCCAAAGGGGUUAUAGCUACUCAUAGUAAUAUUGAAGCUCAAGUAAAAGCAUUGGUUGAAGCUUGGGAAUGGAAAAAAGAAGACCAUAUCCUCGAAUUUCUUCCUCUUCAUCACGUUCACGGUUUAAUUAAUAUUCUUACCUGCUCGUUGUGGAGUGGAGCUAUGUGCGAAAUGAUGCCAAAAUUUGAUAGCAAACAAGUCAUUGACAGAUUAUUGGAGAGCGGUGUCACUACCGACUUGGAGCAACCAAUUUCACUAUUCAUGGCGGUACCAACAAUUUAUUCAAAAUUAAUAAAAUAUGUCGAAGAGAAUGUAAAAACUGAAAAGGAAAGACAGGACAUUGAAAAAGCUUUUCAACGUUUAAGAUUAAUGGUCAGCGGCUCAUCCGCAUUACCUGAAACUGUUAAAAACGACUUUAUGGAAAUUAGUGGUCAUAACCUUUUGGAAAGAUAUGGCAUGACAGAGAUUGGUAUGUGUUUAUCAAACCCAUUGCAUGGUGACAGAGUAAGUGGUAGUGUUGGUUUCCCAUUACCAGGUGUUCAAGUUAAAAUCAAUGCAGAAGCUAGUUCAACUCAAAAUGGUAAACCAGUCUUUAAAGACAACACUAAAGAAGUAGGAGAACUUCUUGUUAAAGGGCCUCAAGUUUUCAAAGAGUAUUUCGAAAAAAAAGAAGCUACUCAAGAGGCCUUUGAAGAUGGUUGGUUUAAGACUGGUGAUAUUGUUGAAAAAGAUAACUCUACUGGUAGAUUCAAAAUUUUAGGUAGAUCAAGUGUUGAUAUUAUCAAAAACUCUGGUUAUAAAAUCUCUGCAUUGGAAAUUGAAAGGGAAAUCCUAGAUCACCCAGAUAUUGAGGAAUGUGCAGUUCUUGGUAUUCCAAAUGAAGAAUAUGGACAGGUUAUUGGAGCAAUUUUGGUAUAUAAAAAAGGAGCCGAGCCAAUGAGCUAUGACGAUUUCAAAAUGUGGUGCCAACAAAGGUUAGCAUAUUAUAAAGUACCAAAAGUGAUUCAAGUUAAAGAAGAAAUUCCAAAGAAUGCAAUGUUAAAGGUUAAUAAGAAAGAUUUAGUUAAAUUAUUUACUCAAAAUUAAUAAUUUAAUUGAUCACCACCAAUUUACAAUAUUAUAAACAAAAAAAUAUUUAUUAUUAUUUUUUUUUUUAUUUUUUUUAUUUUUUUUAUUUAAUCUAUAGAAAAUAAUAAAACCAAAAUAUGAUAAAAUUAUGAUAAAUAUUUUAUUAUAAAAUC